GGGUCAACAGAUAUACAAUGAAAUGUCAAGGCUUUGCCUAGCUAACUUUCAUGUCGAUUGCAUAUCAUAAAAAUAAGUGUAUACAAAUAAAUCAAAAUCCGUGAUGAUUACUUUUAAAGACGGGUAGAAUCAAAGCUUUCGUAAAAAAUUUAUGUGAUUUUUAAUAACUAUUAAGUGUCAGUGGCAUACAAAUUUAAUGAAAUCAGUGCAUAUUUUUCCAAUUACAAAUAGCUGAUAAGAACUGCAGCACGUGAAAGCUGGCCAAGCGGAAAAUCUUCCAGUUAGAAACGCGCAAACAGUCAAUGUUUUCGUGGUGAUCUGAGGUCAUUCCAUGCUAAUUCUGAAGUUCCAAGGCGGAUCUGCUAAUAUUUUACAAGCAAACAAAGUAAACACUUCUGUCUUGUCGUCUCACGAACAUUCAACUCGGACCAUCACAUCACAAUCCAGAAAUUCAAUUUCUAGAAGUUGAUCUAAAGCUUUUCCAGCUGGAUCGGUUUUGUAGCUAAUUGUUGUUCGGACGCGUUUCCGUACGUGUUCGAACGUGGAACAAUUAUCUACAAAUUCUCUAAAAAAAUUGGAAGCAUUUCUUCUUUUCUUUCUGUUUCGAAUUUGAUAUGCGAUCAGAAAUGAGACCCAGUGGCGGUAGCAGCCCGCUCAGCGGCAGCGAAGGCGGUGAAGGUGGAAGAGGGCCCAGGUGGCAAGACGUAGAAAUGGAGGACGAAGAGCCCAUGGAAGAACCGAGAUAUAGAAAUGGCCUUGGAAAACGCGGAUUGGGAAAACAUCCACAAGACAGCGACAGUUCGGCCAGUGAAGAAAACCGCGCUAUGAUCGAGGAUGAUCGGGAUUACCAGCAGCCGCGAGCGAAACGCAAAGGAGUCGCAAACGUCGGUAUCGGUGCGGGCAAAGCCAACGGCAACGGGACGGCGGCCGCAGCGGGAUACAGCAGCGCGGCGACCACUGGGAGCAGCGGGACUGCGCCGCCGGCGAACGCGCGCCGUAGGCGGACGGGAAUUUCGGCGCGGGAACGAAAUCUGCGGCGGCUAGAAAGCAACGAACGCGAAAGAAUGAGAAUGCAUUCGUUGAAUGAUGCUUUUGAGGUAAUUGGAAUUUGCAUAUUCCUGGACGCUGAUGAAGAGCCAGUAGAAGUAAACAGGCUAUUACCUGAAACGCCAGAUUCCUUGCCAGACGUCAUGUUUCCAGCAGAAGACAACAAUAAUUCACCAUGUCAUCAAAAUUUGGAGGUUUAA
Messenger RNA from Ctenocephalides felis (cat flea), 1247 nucleotides. RefSeq lists its product as uncharacterized. Gene Ontology annotation, molecular function: protein dimerization activity. The record is from RefSeq and is a predicted model, not a curated record. The transcript is spliced from 5 exons. Lineage: Eukaryota; Metazoa; Arthropoda; Insecta; Siphonaptera; Pulicidae. Bases 615 to 1247 code for a protein of 210 amino acids.